This is a messenger RNA of Dictyostelium discoideum AX4, 1047 nucleotides long. RefSeq lists its product as hypothetical. Bases 1 to 1047 code for a protein of 348 amino acids. The transcript is spliced from 2 exons. Lineage: Eukaryota; Evosea; Eumycetozoa; Dictyosteliales; Dictyosteliaceae. The record is from RefSeq and is a predicted model, not a curated record.
AUGAUGAUAUCUUUAAAAUCAAAUUAUAUAAUUGUAUUUAUUUUUUUCAUAAUUCAAAUAUUAAAAGUAUUUGGAGAUAGUGACUUCAGUUUAUAUGCAGUUACAACCAAUCCAGUUGGCACAUAUGUAACAGUUGUUGAUACAUUUUAUAAUAAAUUUUUAGCAAAUACUUCAUUAAAUUUAAAUGACUUAAACAUUCAAAGUUUUUUAACCGUUGAUUCAGGUUUAAAUCUUAUAUCAUUACUUUGUCAAGAUUCAAAUAAUACAAAUUAUUUAGUUACUGCAGAUGUUAAAACUGGUGAAAUUGAAAAAAGUAAAGGAAUUCAAAAUGAUGGUUUUAAUAUUACAAAUAAUAAUAAUUAUAUUUAUUCAAAUGAUACAGAUGAUAUUUUUUUACCAACAUGCUCAAAUGGUGAAUUAACAAUUUUACAUUGGAAUUUCAAUGAACAAUCAGAUUAUGUCAAUCAAUUUGCAGUUAAUGGUAUUUCUGAUACUGAUUCAAGUUAUCAACCAAAAUGUACAUUGUCAUCAAAUAAUGGUUUAUAUGUAUUUUAUAAAUCAAGUGAUAUUGACAAUCCAAGUAAACUCGUAUUAUUAGAUUUAAAUAAUACUGAUAGUGGUUCAUUUUCAUUAUCAUCAUCAUCAUCUUCAUUACAACCAGUACUACCAACAAUUGAAAUUUACACAUUUAAUGGUUUUAAGGCUGACAAUGUUGAGAUGAUAUAUGUUGAUAACCAAGAUAGUAAUGUUGUUUAUGUAAUUUAUAAUUCUGAUGGUACUACACGUUCAUGUACUCUCCUUCUCAAUGAAAGAACCCCAAUUUGUAAAAACGCAUAUUUUGACUACCCUUUGAAUCCAUAUAAUUAUAAUUAUAAUCCAUUCUUCUUAACAAGUGAUCUAGUAGGAUUCGUUUCAAUUCAAUCAACAUCACCAACUCAAUUAUUAUUUGGACUUUGGGAAUUAAAUUUUGAAGGUGACUCUGCAACUCAAACUGAUAAUUUAUGGCAAUCAAAAAAUCCUUCAAAUUACACCUAUUUUAAAAAUUAA